Salvia miltiorrhiza (redroot sage) is the source of this 1050-nucleotide messenger RNA. RefSeq names its product cytochrome P450 CYP72A219-like. NCBI's taxonomy places the organism in Eukaryota, Viridiplantae, Streptophyta, Magnoliopsida, Lamiales, Lamiaceae. The record is from RefSeq and is a predicted model, not a curated record. Bases 160 to 729 code for a protein of 189 amino acids. The transcript is spliced from 2 exons. Gene Ontology annotation, molecular function: heme binding; iron ion binding; monooxygenase activity.
AGUUAAUUUCACUUUUGAAUAUUCCAUUAGUAGUGAACAUACUUAUGUUUAGUAUAGUUAAUUGAUCGAGCUUGAUUAGGCUGAAUAUUUUGAUAUAUAGGUGAAAACUGUUUCAUAUGGUAUGGCUCAAAGGCUGCAGUAGUUAUCUCGGAUCACGAAAUGAUAAAAGAGAUUCUGUCGAAGAAUUAUGUUUUUCAGAAGCCUUCUACUCCACUAGAUAAGCUGCUAGCACAAGGCGUGGCAGCGUACGACGCAGAUAAAUGGGCAAAGCAUAAAAGACUACUAAAUCCUGUUUUUCAUCUAGAGAAAUUAAAGCUUAUGCUUCCGUUGUUUUACUUGAGCUGUGUUGACAUGUUGAGCAAAUUGGAAAAGAUGAUACCAAGUGAGGUGGAUGUGUGGCCUCAUCUUCAAGGCCUCACGAGCGAUGUGAUCUCGCGCACUGCGUUUGGGAGCAACUACGAACAAGGUAGAAGGAUAUUCGAGCUCCAAAAAUUGCAAGGCGCGCUCUUGUUUAAGGCGUUUCAAAUGCUUUACAUCCCGGGUUGGAAACUUUUGCCAACGAGAACAAACAAAAGGAUGAAAGAAAUAGCCAUGGAAGUGGACUCAUCAAUUAUAGGCAUCAUCAAUAAAAGAAUGCAAAUGAUUGAAGCAGGGGAAGUAACAGAGUCCAAUGACUUGCUAGGAAUAUUGUUGGAGUCCAAUUUCAAGGAGACCCCAAAAAAAUGGUGAAGAUUUUGGGAUGAACUUGAGGGAGGUCAUUCAUGAGUGCAAACUAUUCUACCUUGCCGGGAAGGAAACAACAUCUGCCCUGCUCGCGUGGACCAUGAUUCUGCUGAGCAAGUAUCCAGACCUCUAUUCGUUCGAUUCCUGCAUUAAAAAAAAACAAAAAAAAAACACUUAAUUGUGUUUUAUUAAAGUACAAAAUAAUUCAAGAAUGUGAAUAAUUAAAAUACACACAUUAAAUAUCCUCUUUGCCACGGUUGUUUGCUUAUUUUUAGACAUGCUGCAAGUGUACGAGUGCUAUUGAGUAAAUUAACAAGUAAGGUCGUA